GACUCGCGUCAGAGGCGCGAAAUCAUGAUCGCGCAUGACCGGAAUCGAUGUUGUUUCGCGAGUACGCCCAACGGCGUCGCUACCGUUCGCUGCAUUAUGGCCGCCGCGUUUGGGUGUUGUGGACACUGAUUUUUCUUGAAUUUUACUACGAGUGAAAGAGACCCUUGGAACGGUUAACCGUCACCGUUAUUGUUGCACUCGUCGAGUCGAGCGAUUGCCGCGCAGUAACCCCGUGUUUGCCUGUCCCUCGAGUUUUUAGACGGCGUGUGAGUGAAACGGGCGGUGUGAUCAUCUCCGCCGAGGAAGGAUGACGCGUGUACGUCGUUGAAAGAGAGAGAGAGGCAGGCUGCCGGAAACAACGCGGGACACUCGACAUCUAAAGACACAAACACAAGCAUGUUAGCGGGGGUGGAUGAUAGGAAUUUACUGAAAAUCCAAGAUCAAAGGCAUUCAAAACGCUGGAGAAAGACGGCGGAGCUUCGGAGGAGGGGGAGAUGUCUACUGGCACCCAGGGCGAGAUCCGGGUUGGCCCCUCGCAUCAGGAAUUGGUUUCUUGUCAGGCCCGUUUGCCUGAGUAUCGGCCGGGUAUACCUCCCGGAGAGCUGCCACCCGAUCCAGAAUUCUCCAAGGAGCGCGAGGAGCUAAGAUGGAUACCGGCGAUGGCGUUGGACGGGGAUCUGCUCAUGUACUUGAGGGCGGCCCGUUCAAUGGCAGCGUUCGCCGGUAUGUGUGACGGCGGUUCACCGGACGAUGGUUGCGUGGCCGCCGCCCGAGACGACACUACCAUCAACGCGCUGGAUAUCCUGCACGACUCUGGCUAUGAUCCUAGUAGGGCGCUCCAAGCACUCGUCAAAUGUCCUGCACCGAAAGGCAUCGACAAGAAAUGGUCCGAGGAAGAAACUAAGCGAUUCGUCAAGGGUCUACGGCAGUUCGGAAAGAAUUUCUCGCGUAUUAGAAAGGAUCUUUUACCUCACAAGGAUACGCCGGAGUUGGUCGAGUUCUAUUACUUAUGGAAGAAGACACCGGGCGCGAAUAAUAAUCGUCCUCACCGGCGACGCAGACAGAGCUCGCUACGGCGAAUCCGCAACACGCGUAAUUCCCGGGCUGGCACACCCAAGGAGGAGAUUCCUACACCUACCAAGGACACACCGCCAGCAGUUAACCUUAGCACGAAGGAGACCGCGUCCGAGGUUGAGACCGUACCGGUCGGUACCCCGGCCAGCCACAAUCCAGGCGGCGAGAUUAGCUCCGUGACUGAAGACGAUAAUUCGGAGGAGGACAGUGACUCGCGCGAUACCAAUACGAACGGAGCGGCGCAUUCAUGCCAGCACUGCUUUUCCAGUAGCUCAAAGGACUAUCAAGUAGCCGGCAAAGAUCGACUAUUACUUUGCGCGGAAUGCCGGGCGCACUUAAAGAAGACUGGGGAACUGCCGCCCUUGCAGCCAUAUCUGUUCCGCCCGGUGCCCGCGGAAUCUCCCGAGAGUCCCGGUAGGAUGCGCACGCGAAAUAAGGCUAAGGAGACACCGAGACCAGCGAGACCGCGACGAACCGGCGGCGGCACAGACACACCCGAUCAAGAAAAGCAGCAGCAGCAACAGACGCCCGAUAAAAACAAGAAGAAAUCAUCUGGCAAAGCCGAUACGCCCAAGAAGGGUCAUAAGCGCUCGAGUCAAACGGACGACACUUGCAACGACGAGGAUAAGGAAGCACAAAAGCGAAAACGUGGCGGCGGCGAACGGCCCGAUAGCCCGUCCGAAUCUCUUACAACCGACAGUAACUCCCUGAUGGAUGAGCCGGAGAGAGAAACGGAAGGUGACGCUAACGAGAAUCAACCGACACCGCCAACGGUAGCCGGCGUAACCGGUGGAGAAGAGCCCGUCAGUAGUCCGGCCGUCACGACGCCCGAGGAGCCAUCCGAGCCAACGCCGGCGUCAACCCCGGUACCGACCACAAUACAAAGCCUGCCGAUAUCGGUGCCGGUAAUACAUAAUCUAGAAAAGAAGCCUUCUGUUUUAUUGGAUCAAGAACCGAUAGAUCAAAAUAAAAUAUCGGAUCAGACGGAAGACGUACCAUUGGUCAUGAAUCAAGCCCUAAAAUUAGAACCAUUGCCAAUCGAGUCAACGAUGUCACCAACUAUGUCUAACGAAGAUAUGGGCAAGGAGCCCGAAACGGCACAGUUGAAUUUGAGCACAUCUGCGCAAUCUGUUGGGACGGGUCCGAGCGACACAGCAAGUCCCAUAGUUACGGUUCGCAAUCUGUCGCAAACUAUACCGAGUAUUAUCACAAGCGUAGGCUCACAGGCAACUAUAUCGAGCUCGCAAAUUCCAGUGAUAUCGCCCGGUCAGCAACAGACCGGCACUGCCGGUGGACUGCCGACAAGUCUCAGUAUGCAGUACGUUCAGCCGCCACCGCCACCACCACCGCCGCCGGUACAAAAUGUGCCGCAGAAUCUUUCACAAAAUAUAUCGUCGCAGAUGACGCCGAGCAGCUUGCCGCCAAACGUACCGAAUAUGGGACCAACGAAUCUGCGUCACGUAACCGAGAGCUUGCCAACUUCGGCACAAACACUGCCGCAAAGUAUGACGGGACCGCCACCGUUGAAUCUCAAUAUUUCGCAGAGCGUAUCGACCGGUAUCGGUGGCCCAAUCGGCCAGAUGCCGCAGAUGCCACCAAUGUCGAAUUCACCACCGCAACCGCUCGGUUUGACUGUAAUGUCGUCCGAAAAUAGAAAUGCUGAAAGAAUGAUGGACGAUAGACUAUCAGUGAACGAUCGAGUACGCGACAGCAGAGCUCCUGACUCUCGUAUGAUGCCAGAGCGCGUUUCGGAACGAACAAGCGAAAACAAUGAGUUGGAACGAUCGGAACCGAGCAACUUGUUUCAACCGAUACAAUCCGGUGGAAUGUUGCCGAUGGAGAAACCCGCGGGAAUCUAUAAUUUACCGGCUGGUACGCCGCCGAUGGAACCGCAAAAUCUAAAGAUAAAGCAGGAGAUCAUACCACCAGAGCCGGAUCCUUUGCAAAGCUUGAAGGAGGUCAAAGUACCAGGCUUCCAAAGCUCCAAUUUUCCAGGUCCGAGUUUGGACAAUAUCAAAAAGGAUCCGGAUGGCGCGAGCAAACCGCCAACGCCAAGCAAACACUCUAUGCCGCCAGUUAGUCAGGCGGUACCGUCGAUUCAGCCAGUCGCGGCAUCACCGACACCAACGCCGAACCUUCCGCCACCACCAAGUUCGAUCCCUCAACCGGUAAUGCAUCCGGCGCAGCAGCCGAGCCCGCAUAUGGCCCAUCCCUUCCAUCCACAUCAUCCGCUGAUGCAUCAUUCUUUGUUCACCGCUAUGCAUACGUAUCAUCCUCAUCCUUAUCCAGGAUACGCACCAGGAUACCCAUCUUUCCCGCCAUACGCUUACGGUCCGGUACCUCAUGCUAUUCCUCCACCUUCGCCGCAACGAAGUCAGGAAAGCAGUAACGCUAUGAUGACGCAUCAUGCCAGUACUAGCUCAAGUGUCACAAGCAGAGAAGAGGGCGAGAAUCUAAUCGCGAGUCAUCACCAUUCAUCUAGUAUGCAUCAACAGCCGACGAACUUGCAUCACGACAAACUAUUGACUAUCUCUUCUCACAGCUCUCAUAGUCAUUCGUCGUCCCAUAGCUCACAUAGUAGCCAGCGGAAACCGUCACUCGUCUCUGCUACAUGUCUAACGUCGUCGGCUAGUUCCGUGCAUCAUCAUCAUCGUGCGUCACAACCGCAGCAACCACAGCCGGUCGUACAGGAACCGAAAAUUGAACAAGACAUGGAGACCGAACCUGAAGAGCCCGUUAGUCCUCGUGGACCGUCGCCAGAACCGCGAAUUGAGGAUUCCGAGUGUCACCGUUCGCAGUCUGCGAUUUUCCUGAGACAUUGGAAUCGCGGCGAAAAUAACUCGUGCACGCGCACUGAUUUAAUGUUUAAACCUGUACCCGAUUCAAAACUUGCAAGAAAGCGCGAAGAACGCUCGCGGAAACAAGCAGAACGAGAACGAGAGGAACGUGAUCGCGCUGCUGCUGCAGCUCAACAAGCUAGAAAAAUGACGACACCGGAGAAACAACCUGAAGUAUGCAAACCACCCAGCCGCGGACCCCUCGAACCGGUCGUCUCACCAUACGAUCGUUACGCCGCGCGUCCUGGUUCCUAUGCAGAUACACCGGCGCUCAGACAACUGUCCGAAUAUGCUAGACCGCAUGCCGCUUUCUCACCUGCUAGACAUCCCGCUCCGCCCGAUCCGAUGCUACAUUAUAUUUACGGACGCGAAGCUGCAGCAGCGCAACGGCUGGAGUUGGAACAUAUGGAGCGGAAAAGAGAACGCGAGAUACGCGAAUUACGCGAGAGAGAGCUGAACGAUAGAUUGAAGGAGGAGUUGUUCAAGGGUACGCCUAGACCGAUGCCGGCACCGCCGGUUGAUCCACACUGGCUGGAGAUACACCGCCGAUACGCCGCUGCCGGUCUGACACCAGCCCCUUCUGGACCACCCCAGGCUUUACAUCAAUUCGGUCUCUACGGCGCUCCACCGGGUCCAAGUCAACUCGACAGAGAACGGCUCGAACGGCUAGGGAUUCCGACUGCAGCCGGCGGGGGGCCAGCGGGUGGAGCGGCUGGCCAUCCCGUGGCGGCUCAUCAUCACGGCCAGUUGGAAGAACGGCUGGCUCUGGCCGCUGACCCGAUGGUCCGAUUACAAAUGGCUGGCAUCUCGCCCGAGUAUCACGCUCACACUCACGCGCAUACGCAUGCGCAUACGCACUUGCACUUACAUCCGGGACAGCAACAGGCCCAGCAACAGGCUCAGCAACAGCAGGAAGCCGCUGCGGCUGCGGCUGGAUUUCCUCUGCCGGCUGCGGCCAGCGCUAAUUAUCCUCGUCCCGGUUUAAUGCCGCGGGAUCCUGCUUUGGCACUUCAUCCGGCGGAACUUCUAGGAAGACCAUACGCGGAUAUGGCGGCGCAUCACGAACAACUACAACGGCAUCUUAUGAUAGAGCGCGAACGAUUCCCUGGGCAUGCGUCUCUCGUGGCUCAUCACGAGGAAUACCUGAGACAACAGCGUGAGCGCGAGCUUAAAGUUCGCGCGUUGGAAGAAGCCGCACGUGGAUCGCGUCAAUAAUUAUAUUUUUUAUGUAUAUAUAAUAUAUAUAUAUAUAUAUAUAUUUUUUUUUUCUUGAUUGCGUUUAAACACGAUAUAUUAAUACAUAUAUCUAUAUGUGCGUAUGUUGUAUAUAUACGCGUAUAUAGAUAGAUAUAGAACGUUCUUUUAACAUCGAUUAGUUGAAGAUUAAAAAAAAUAAAUAAAUAAAAAAAAAAAAAAAAAUAAAAUAAAAUAAAAAUAAAAAGAAAUCAGAUCUUGCUCUGUAAUCUACAUAUUCUCUAAGAUCAGAAAUUAUUUUUAUGAUCUUUCAAAUCGCACAAUGUAAGAGAUGGAAAUAUAUAUAUAUAUAUAUAUAUAUAUAUAUAUAUAUAUAUAUAUAUAUAUAACGCGCAGCGAGCAUAAUCAUUGUAAUUCUCAUUAUUGUAAAUAACACGACAAAAUAUUUGAGUUCUCCAGUGCUGUAACGCUCAGUUACUGGUACUCUUUAGAGUGAUCGAGAUUUAUAUAUAAAUGGCAGAUAUGUAAGCCGUUCAAGUCUUUAAAUAUUAUAUUGUUUCUAAUUCUUAUACUUCGCUAUCGACAAUAUUACAGUUUGUCGAUUUUGCCUGGUUUAUUUGAUUGACCUUGCUUUUUUAUUUGAUUUUAAAUAGUAUAUAUGCCAAAGUGCUUGUACAAGGUAAAAUUCUACCGCGUUUUUUUAAUUCUUUUUGUAUAUAUAGAUAUUAUAUAUAUAUAUAUAUAUUUUUUUGUUAGUAUUUGUUCUCGUAAAGAGUAAAUACACAUAGUCGUGGUACAAAAACGGAUAAAAAAAAGAGAAUAGAGAUCGCUAGAGAAGGUAAUAAAUCAAGCGAUUACAUAAAACGAAUCUUUCGUUUGUACAUUUUUUUAUAUCGAAAAUCUUUUGCAAUAUUUUAACUAAUUUUAAUUAUUACACUUAAUAAUGAAAAAUAGUUGAAACAAUGUAAAAGUUACAUCUAAUAAUUAAAAUUAAUGAUAAUGAUGUAAGAAAUAUCAUGCGUAAGUCGUUCAUUUAAUAAGAUACGCUCGUGGAUUCAUUUUUUUGCAUUUUUAUUAUUGAUCAAGUAUAUGUCCUUUGUUAUUAAAGAUUUGCAAUAUCUAAUAAAAGGAUAUCUUAAUAGAUGUGUGUGUGUGUACAGGGUGUCCCAGAUUAAUGGGAACAAAACUCAUGUGCAGAUAGAGCGGAUCAAACUGAAUCGAAAAGUCCUUUAUUAUUUUUUUGUACAACGCUUAAUAAAAGAAUUAUUAUUGAGUAAAGUCUGAUCAAUCAUCGCCGAUCUUUAGUCAGGCGCACGUCGGUGAGCCGCGUACCUGGUAGUGUGCGUUAGCGUUCAGCUGUUUCAGCACGGCUCAGCGACGUGCGCUCGGCUAAAGAUCGGUGAUGAUUGAUCAGAUUUUACUCAAUAAUAAUUCUUUUAUUAAGCGUUGUACAAAAAAAUAAUAAAGGACUUUUCGACUCCGUUGGUCCGCUCUAUCUGCACGCGAGUUUUGUCCCCAUUAAUUUGAGACACCUUGUGCGUAUAUAUAUAUAAUAUGUAUAAUAUACAUGUAUUUGAUAUAUAAGUAAAAUAAUAAUUAAACUUUAAUUAUAUAUUUUUACGUGAUUAUAUGAUACGAUCAAUACAGAAUAUAGAUAUAUAGAUAUACAGAUAUACAAUAUGUAUAUAAGUUGACACGGAAAGUUCAACGUACGUAUAUUUAUAAAAAAAUGUUUGGCAUGAUUUUCUGUCACGUUAUAAAUAAAUCUAAAUGCGUACUCGUUUCCUAUCCAACUACAUAUAUAUGUAAUAAUUACUAUCACAAUAAUUAAAGUUAUUAAAAUAAAAGUUUUUUAAGAUGUAUAAAUAAAAUGUCCUGCUUGUUUCAAAAUUGCUCGGCUCAUUACUCCCCAGCAAUCUACAUUUUUUUUCUUUUAUACGACGUUUCAAUUAAUUUUUAUUAUUGUGAUAGUGUAUUCAUAUAAUAUAAUAAUACGAUGGGAAAUCAGUACGCAUUUGCGUUUACUUAUGACAGAAAAUUAUAAAUUUAAUCAUUAAUUACUUAAUUAAAUAGCUUUAUUACAUCAAAUCAAUUAUACAACGUAAAAUUUACAUGUCUUCUCAAUGGUCACUGGAUCAUAAGAUCAAUUACUUCAUUUGAUAUUGUCAAAGAAACAUCAUUCGUAAAUCAUUCAAUGGUAAGCGUUUUCUUUUAGAUCCAUGUUUAAUUUUCCACAUUAAUCUAUCUUGAUCGUAUCACAUAAUAGUGUGAAAAAUAUAAUCUAAGUCCAUUAUCAUUUUAUUAAUGUAUCAGAUAUGUGUGUAAAUGUAUACACACACACUUUUAUUUAGAUAUAUCUUUUUAUUAGAUGUUGCAAACCUUUGAUAAUAAAACAAUUGAUCAGUGGUAAAGAUAAAAAGAAAAUUAAAAAAGAAAUAUUUACCAUUGAAUGAUUUAAGAAUGAUGUUUCUUUGACAAUAUCAAAUAUUGGAAUAAUGUAAUUUUAUGAUCCAGUGACCAUUGAGAAACAUGUACAUUUUACACUGUGUAAUUGAUUUGGUGUUAUAAAGCUAUUUAUCUGAAUAAAUAUUUCGUACAAAAUUCGAA
This is a messenger RNA of Cataglyphis hispanica, 7712 nucleotides long. Its product is annotated as arginine-glutamic acid dipeptide repeats protein. Lineage: Eukaryota; Metazoa; Arthropoda; Insecta; Hymenoptera; Formicidae. The record is from RefSeq and is a predicted model, not a curated record. Gene Ontology annotation, cellular component: nucleus. Gene Ontology annotation, biological process: regulation of DNA-templated transcription. Gene Ontology annotation, molecular function: transcription corepressor activity; sequence-specific DNA binding.